Lodderomyces orthopsilosis Co 90-125 is the source of this 1152-nucleotide messenger RNA. It is a transcript of the gene ETR1, whose product is annotated as Etr1p. Gene Ontology annotation, molecular function: trans-2-enoyl-CoA reductase (NADPH) activity. The transcript has a single exon. The coding region runs from base 1 to 1152 and encodes 383 amino acids. Gene Ontology annotation, biological process: fatty acid metabolic process. NCBI's taxonomy places the organism in Eukaryota, Fungi, Ascomycota, Pichiomycetes, Serinales, Debaryomycetaceae. The record is from RefSeq and is a predicted model, not a curated record. Gene Ontology annotation, cellular component: mitochondrion.
AUGUUUACAGCCAAAAGAUCAAUUGCCCCAUUGACUUCAUCAAUCUUUAAAAGAAACAUGAUCACCGCCCAAGCCGUGCUUUAUUCCGAACAUGGAGAGCCCUCGAAUGUAUUGUUCACUCAAAAAUUCUCCAUUGAUGACGACAAUUUAAAAUCAGAUCAAAUUGUUGUGAAAACAUUGGCAUCUCCCAUCAAUCCAUCGGAUAUCAAUCAAAUCCAAGGUGUUUACCCAUCAAAACCAGAAAAGACGUUAAAUUUUGGCACCGACAAACCAGCAGCUCCUUGUGGGAACGAAGGUGUAUUUCAAGUAUUGAAAGUGGGUGACGGAGUAUCCGAUUUUGCCGUUGGAGACUGGGUGAUUCCUAGUCAAGUCAAUUUUGGUACCUGGAGAACUCAUGCAUUGGGUGCAUCAUCCGACUUUAUUAAAUUGCCCAAUCCAGAGCAAUCAAUAUCAAAUGGAAAGAAACAAGGCUUGAGCAUAAAUCAAGCAGCAACUAUUUCGGUGAAUCCGUUGACAGCAUACCUCAUGUUGACCCAUUACGUGAAAUUGACCCCAGGUAAAGAUUGGUUUAUUCAAAAUGGAGGAAACUCUGCCGUGGGUAAGUACGCUUCACAGGUUGCCAAAUUGUUGAACUUUAAUUCAAUUUCGGUUAUUAGAGAUAGACCUAAUUUGGAUGAAGUCAAGAAGGAGUUACAAGAAUUAGGUGCCACCCAGGUCAUCACUGAGGAAGACAAUGCAUCAAAAGAGUUUGGUGGCCAUGUUAAAUCCUGGGUCAAGGAAACCGGUGGUGAAGUCAAAUUAGCUUUAAAUUGUGUUGGAGGAAAGUCGUCAGCUGGUAUUGCUAGAAAAUUAAACAAUAAUGGAUUGAUGUUGACAUAUGGAGGAAUGUCCAUGCAACCGGUCACCAUACCAACUUCAUUAUACAUUUUCAAAAACUUUACCAGUGCUGGAUUUUGGGUUACUGAAUUGUUAAAAAAAAAUCAAGAGUUGAAGUUGAAGACGUUAGGUCAAAUCAUAGAAUGGUAUGAAAACGGUCAGUUAAAGGAUGCUCCUAGUAACCAUGUUGAGUUCGAUGGUAACGACUUGGCCAAAUUGUACCAACAAGGAAUUGUUGAUUCGAAGGGAGGUAAGCAGUUGAUUACUUAUAGGUAA